This is a messenger RNA of Anopheles funestus (African malaria mosquito), 1642 nucleotides long. RefSeq names its product DNA repair protein RAD51 homolog 4 (gene Rad51D). Gene Ontology annotation, cellular component: Rad51B-Rad51C-Rad51D-XRCC2 complex; replication fork; centrosome. The transcript has a single exon. Gene Ontology annotation, biological process: DNA strand invasion; reciprocal meiotic recombination; telomere maintenance. Bases 612 to 1601 code for a protein of 329 amino acids. Lineage: Eukaryota; Metazoa; Arthropoda; Insecta; Diptera; Culicidae. Gene Ontology annotation, molecular function: single-stranded DNA binding; ATP binding; four-way junction DNA binding. The record is from RefSeq and is a predicted model, not a curated record.
CAAAAUGGUGGAUAUUUUGUAAAUUUGAUGUAGUAUUCAAUUAAAUUAGAAUAUCAGCUUUAUAUUCGUUACAGAAAUUGUUAUAAAACGUAACGUAAUGUAGUUUCAAGUACAGCAAGAUUUGGAUGCAUUCCUAUCCGGGAGUACAAUGUGUCCUUUCCAUAUCCAUUAUUCAAAAGUUAUCGUUUUUUGGUUGAACAAUAGCCCCGGCUACAUACGACGUUUCCAUUUAUAUUUCGGCGGGGUUUGCAUGAAAUUUAAAAGAAAAACUUGAUGAAUAUUACUGUUGAAAUGGAAUGAAAUGAGUAGAUUUCUUUGAGGGCACUUAUCCCGCCUGCAGUUUGAAACAUGCUGAUUAUAUUCUUGUAAAGUGUGUUGACUGCAUUCAAAUACGAUCAUGCUUCUCAUUCAAAUGUAAGUCUUGAUUCAAUUUAUUUACUGAAUGCUUAAACUUUAACGUUAAUCUCCUGCUGCUAUUUAUUUUUCUUUAAUCCCGAUUAGGUCGCACAGGCACCUUUAUUUUUACGCUUUGUUUUGAUUCCUUGACGCCUGAUACAAUCAGCGAGCGAUCAGCAAAACAUAACAUCUAUUGCAUUCCAAUUUGUACCCUGAUGGCGGCCACACAAUUAACCGCCGAUUUGCAUCCUCUGCUGACUGAGUACGUGAUUAAAAAGUUGCAAAAGAAUCGUCUCACCACGGUGUACAGUUUUGUGAAGGUCGAGGUAGAACAACUGAUAAAGAUCACCAAUCUUCCCGCCGAAAGUAUCGUUUUGGUGAAAAAUCAACUAAUCGAUCGUUUCGGCGGCCACUGUCGGAAUGCACAGGCGCACGCAGCUCAACCUACCGUCCGGUUGGGCACGGGAAUAAGCGCAAUAGACGCGUUAAUACAGGGAGGACUAAUACCUGGCCACAUUUACGAGUUCUGCGGAGAAUCUGGUAGUGGCAAAACAUUGCUCUGUAUGACGAUCGCUGCCAGUGUGGCGCUGGAACGCUAUUCAGUGUAUUACAUCGACACAAAGUGUGACUUUUCCGGUCGUAAGAUGCAACAGAUACUGGACCGGAAUGGGCAGCGUAAGCUUUCCGAGCAGGAACUGGGUCAUACUAUGGCACGGAUUAAAGUGGAACGUAUAUUCUCGCCGGAACUGUUGGUACAGGUAGUGGAAGAGUUAGCCACUGGAAAACAUCUGGAGGAAGGGACAAAUCUCAAGCUACUCAUAAUCGAUUCGUUGCCAUCGCUGUGGUACCUGUAUCAAGAUUCCACCAGCUCCGCUGAGCCUUUAGGGCUGCUGACAAAGUUAAUUUGCUCACUGCGCAAGCUGGCCGCGCAGCACGCCGUUGCAAUAGGGUUGGUUAAUCUGGCCGUCCGAGUGGUUGAAGAAAUGGCAGGUAACACAGCGGAGGUGAAACGAAAGCUCUGCCCCAAUGGAAGCUACCCAGCACUGGGACGCUACUGGGAAAGUGCCCCCGGUACAAGACUGUUGCUGGAGCGGUACGAAAAUCAACCCGAAUCGAUUGUCCGCGCAGUACAAGUGUGGAAAAGCAAUUAUCUACGGUCGGGAGACAGAACGUUCGUUCGGAUGACGGGUUCAGGCGUUCGAUGAAGAAGAGCACAGUUUGGCGAAAGAAAAUAAAAAUGUCUAUU